Molecule: messenger RNA, 3074 nt
Organism: Papilio xuthus (Asian swallowtail)
Lineage: Eukaryota; Metazoa; Arthropoda; Insecta; Lepidoptera; Papilionidae
Exons: 12
Coding region: 268-2457 (729 amino acids)
Cellular component (GO): nucleus
Source: RefSeq, a predicted model, not a curated record
GCAGCUUGCCAUUUGGUGUAUUCUGUCAUUCGUUGAUGUUAUUGAAUAAAAGUUUGUUUAAAAUAAGGUCUUUAUAUUGAACCGAAUUGUGUUAAUUAGAAUAAAUAAGCAUAAAGUUGUGAUAUUUAAUUAGAUUGGAUAAGAUUUAGCGCAAGAUGUUUCGUGAAUCAUCCUAAUUGUAAUUAUGAAACAGAGGGACCAAUUUUUUCAAGUUGCAUUUUCCCAAUUACAAUUAUCUACAUGUUAAGGUUGUAAAAUGAACACAGCAUGUCUUAUUUGAGUACUUCAGAAAAUGUGGGUUUCAGCAGUAUCCCCCAAAACAUAUCAGAUGCAAGUUGCGCAUCACAGUACAAAAUGGCAGUUGAGGGAGUAUCGGGAAACUGUGGUAGUGAAGUAAAUAUGUUUAUACAUGACAGUUCGGGUGAUGAACAGACAUAUAUACCACAUCUCAGUGAUAAUUUCUUUCAUAGUAAAUUUAAAAUUGAUCCCAACGACCUUUAUACAUUUCAUGAUUCUGAUGUUAUUGCUAGCGAAAUUACUGUGAGUCACACUGAAGAUAAUUUUAUUUUCUCCGAUAACAUUGAUAUAAAAAGUAAGUUUCUUGAAAGUCCCAACAAAGAUUUGGACUUGAUUGGUGUUCUCACAAACGGUGAUAUUAAAGAAGAGAUAGUUGAAACAAAGAAAGAAACUGUUAAUGGACAUUAUCCUAUAAAAAAUAAAAUUCAUGUUAAUUUAACAGAUGGUAAGAAUGUUAAUACCAAAGUCCAGAAUACUAAGGUACAGAAUAAUAUUAAUUUAGACGCAAGGAACAGCAUCGUCACAGAAAAUCGACCUAGCAUCAAUAAUAUAAAAGUUAUAAAUAAUGUCAGCUCCCCUUCCCACAAUGUUAAAGUCAGUAUUAAUAGUGUUAAUUCAAGCAAUGUUAAGUCCGUAUCAAAUACAAAGUUGUCAGCGCCAGAAACUUUUCUUGAUGUCUUCAAAAGGGAACAUGGAGUUGUAGAAACUCCAGCAACUGUUAUAAAAACUGAACCCGUUCCAAUAUCAACUAUAAAAGUCCCAGCAGCACCAAUCAAAAAACCACCAGCGCCAAAAACACCUUCAACAAAAGCAAAACGUGGACGAGGGCCAACGGUCCAUGAAGCUUUGCAACGGAUACCCGCACAGAAUAAAGUAAUAGCUCUCGCGAAUACAUCAUGGCAUGCACCCGGUGAAGAAUUAUUCCAAUGUGGUCCGUUAGAUGAGAAAAAGGCAAAUGCAUUUAGACAGGUUGAGACUAGCAGUAGCGAUGAUGAUAUCCCAGAUUUAGAUGUAAGCUGGGGCCCUGUGUGUGUGGAGGAGAGUGCGGCGGAGUCCCGUAGCGCUCGUUUAGCGUUACGUCGGGCUGCGCUCAAGCGACAUAUAGCGCGGGCGGCGGAGCUACGUCCAGUAGACUACAGUGAACAACGCGCGCUAGCCACACUUAUCAAGAAACAAUUGAGCGAAUCUUCGACAUGCCGUCUUCCAACACAGACUGUGAACCACUUGCUGGCAAUGCGCGGCUUGCACAAUGUACUAUCCUCAGAAGAUAGAAGGAAACUACGUGAAUCUGGGUGGUGUGGGGGUGAGAGCGGGCGGAAGGGUAGCGAGUGCGGGGUGUGCAGCGAGGAGAAGUGCGCGCAGGGGGCGCUGCCGUGCGCACGGCAUUGCUUUGCGCACGUGACACUGGCGCCCUCGCAGCGGCUGUACGCAGCGUGCGCGGCUGUGUUCGCCGGCGGUGACCGCUGCAAGCAGCCGCUGCUGCCGCUGCACGAUCAGACGCCGCUAUGCACCGAACAUGCGUGGAAACGAGAUAACUACGAGCAACUGAGCCGCGAGUGGCGACCACAGAAGGCGCGCCGGCGAGCUUGCCCCGCCGCCCCGCGUCCCCCGCGCCGCGCCAAGCGCCGCCGCCGUCUGCUGGCGCGUCGCCCACAGCACGCACACUCACUCACCGAAAUCAAUAUAUGUUCGAACUCGUCAGCAUACGACAGUUCUGAGGACACGGCGAUCGGGGGACUGAGCGAGACUGAGUAUAUGAGGGCUUCAAGUGCGCAUGAACUGGAAGUGGAACAAGUGCCACCGGAUGAUAUACUGGAUCCAUCCGUCCUAAGUCAGAUCCCUGAUGAGGCUUUCACUGAAUUUUUUAACCAAGCGGAAGACGUGCCGACAUUCGGCGAGGGUUCAGAGCUGGCUGCAGCGCUGGAGGCGGUGCUGGAGGAGCGCGGCCUGGCGGAGCGCGCGCUUGACACCAUCACAGACUGCUUCUCGUCAUCCACGUCUGCACAUAGCCCUGCUGCCCCCGCCCCCACCUCUGGAAACGCCCCCGGACACGCCCCCGCCACUGUUAACUCGUCCGCCCCUCAAGAGAUGGAACACAAUAAACCCAAGAUGGCAGAAUCCAGUCCUAACGUGGCUUUAUCACCAAGUGCGCCAUCAUAACGUUGUAAUAAUAAGUUAAGCUAAAAUAAGCUCUAUUUUCUAAAGAAUUAGGAACAAACUUAUCUGUAGUCUCAAACGAUGAUUCUUCGCGCUUUAAGUUUUCGUGUACGUGUGUAGGAAUGAUGUUGUGUAGGUCACAGAGUAGGUAAGGAAUAGACUCGACACUUCCAUACAACGAAAAAAAAAUAGAUGGCCGUAAAAUACUUUUUACAUUAUAGUAUAACCCUCAUAUUUAAUUAACAAUUUAAUACUCAAGUUCUUUAGCCAAAUUAGGAAUGUAAAAAUUCAGCCCUGAAGGCACUUUAAUCGGCUUUAUUACACUUCUUAUGUUAGGAGGAGCGCAAAGGAGUUAAUUCUAUAUUUUUCCUUAACUUUGUGAGGGUUUUUUUAUAUUUCUGGUCAGUCUAUACAAAUAUAUGUUUGGUUGUAUGGAAGUUUUGAUUGUUGGUAGUGAAAUGUUUGAGAGUUGGUGAUGAUAUGGCGUUAGUUGUAUAAGAUAUGUGAUUACAAAAUUACAGAAUUCACGGGCGUUUAUUACGUACAGCUUUAAUAUGCCAAGAAAAGUUAGAAAUUAUAAUGAAUUUAGAAUAAAAAAACAUUUUUUUUUCAUAACUCAU